This is a messenger RNA of Anguilla rostrata (American eel), 1788 nucleotides long. Its product is annotated as heparan sulfate glucosamine 3-O-sulfotransferase 3A1. The record is from RefSeq and is a predicted model, not a curated record. Gene Ontology annotation, molecular function: [heparan sulfate]-glucosamine 3-sulfotransferase activity. The transcript is spliced from 2 exons. NCBI's taxonomy places the organism in Eukaryota, Metazoa, Chordata, Actinopteri, Anguilliformes, Anguillidae. The coding region runs from base 528 to 1754 and encodes 408 amino acids.
UAAGUUUGCCUUUGGGUACAGGGCUGGUGACUGGAACACGAAAUAUUUGCAUCUUUGGUACGGAUUAGACCUUUUUUUAUUUUUCUUUAAGGCUUUUGGUUGUCAUUUAGUAAUAGUAAAUGUACUCGAGUUAACAGCUGAAGAUGUGGCACCAAGUGAAAUUAUCAGCCAGGGAAAUAGAAUGUGCAAAAAUACAUUUGUAUUGAUGUAUGCUCCUCCAAAACAGCACAUUUAGUGAAAUCAAGGUUGUGGAAUUGUUGCAGAAACAGAAUAGUGGAAUGCUUGCAUUUAAUUUCCUACACUGUGAUUUUAAAAUAUAAUUAUAAGAACUGUAAGCGGCGAAAACAACUUACCUCAGCUUGCGUACGCACGUCAAGGUUAGGCUAUUUCUGACACGACUGCUUGAAAAAUCGAGUUGACUAUAGAUGCGGCCACUGCUUUAAGUGUUCUCCGUUUCUUAAUGGCCAGACCCGAGGAUGUCUGCCUAGCAUGGCUGUGGCUCUUGCACCAACGACCCGCGGACCGUUAUGGCAUUUAGCCGCGUCUUUUCGGAUCCCCCGUCCAGGAGCAUCUUUAAGAAAUUCGUGGUUAUGCUGUUGUCCCUGCUCACGUCUCUUUACUUCAUGUACUGCCUGACCGACCGCUGCAGCACCAUGCCUACUCCGGUGAGAGCGCCCGAGCAAGUAAUGGGUUUCAUUGCCUCGGAUUUUCAGGACUGGCAGUCACUGAGGAGAAAAAGGCUACUCCAAAAAAUCAUCAGCAAGCCGGGUUACGACGCCGCCAAACUCACAUCCCGGUUGGACGCGGCGAGGAACGUUGUCGGCGCUGGUGUCCUGUCUGGACUGGAGGCGCACGCGAGCGCGCUGCGCUCGGACUUGCGACUCGCGGGCUCGUUGGAACUGGCUUCCAUAGCGCGGGUGGCAGGCUUCUCGGCGAAGACGGGGAGUACAGGUAAACUCAGCCAGCUUGGCGAGGGGACCAAGAAGCUGCCCCAGGCGAUCAUUAUCGGGGUGAAAAAGGGCGGUACGCGCGCUCUGCUCGAGUUUCUCCGCGUGCAUCCAGACAUCAGGGCCGUGGGAGCCGAGCCGCACUUCUUUGACAGGAACUACGACAACGGACUGGAUUGGUACAGGGACCUGAUGCCCAAAACCCUGGAGGGUCAGAUCACCAUGGAGAAGACCCCCAGCUACUUUGUGACCAAGGAGGCGCCGGCCCGCAUCUACGCCAUGUCCCAGGACACCAAGCUCAUCGUGGUGGUGCGGGACCCCGUCACCAGGGCCGUCUCCGACUACACCCAGACGCUGUCCAAAAAGCCCGACAUCCCCACCUUCGAGAGCCUGACCUUCAAAAACAGGACUACGGGUCUGAUCGACACGUCCUGGAGCGCCGUCCAGAUCGGCAUCUACGCCAAGCACCUGGACAACUGGCUGCAGUUCUUCCCCAUGCGGCAGAUCCUGUUCGUGAGCGGCGAGCGGCUCAUCAGCGACCCGGCGGGGGAGCUGGGCCGCGUGCAGGACUUCCUGGGGCUCAAGAGGAUCAUCACCGACAAACACUUCUACUUCAACCAGACCAAGGGCUUCCCCUGCCUGAAGAAGGCCGAGGGCAGCAGCAAGCCCCACUGCCUGGGCAAAACCAAAGGCCGCACGCACCCCAACAUCCACCCAGAGGUGCUGCAGAGACUCAGGGACUUCUACAGGCCCUUCAACAUGAAGUUCUACCAGAUGACGGGUCGCAUUUUCGGGUGGGAUGAGUGAAAGUGCCUCUUGCGGUGGUGUAGGAUGGGUGGGG